Octopus sinensis (East Asian common octopus) is the source of this 1212-nucleotide messenger RNA. Its product is annotated as endonuclease G, mitochondrial-like. The transcript is spliced from 3 exons. Gene Ontology annotation, biological process: apoptotic DNA fragmentation. The record is from RefSeq and is a predicted model, not a curated record. Lineage: Eukaryota; Metazoa; Mollusca; Cephalopoda; Octopoda; Octopodidae. Gene Ontology annotation, cellular component: mitochondrial inner membrane; nucleus. Gene Ontology annotation, molecular function: RNA endonuclease activity; nucleic acid binding; single-stranded DNA endonuclease activity. The coding region runs from base 96 to 1031 and encodes 311 amino acids.
GUAGUUUUUUUUUUUUUGUAAAUAACUGGCCAACACACAUCCAUGUCGGCAGCUUUUCUUCCGUGUUACCUUUUGGUGUUCGUGAUUUUGAUGCGAUGAGAACCCAUCGCCUACUCGUAACAGCAUCGGGAAUUUCUCUGAUACUGGGAACAGGUUUAGGAGUAUGUAUAGAGAAAGUGAGACUGUACAAAAACUUAAACGAUGUUCCUUUGCCUAUUCCGUCCCUUCAGGCUCGGGAGCUUUCUGUUGUACAACAAAAUGCCGGCGUGGCUCCUAGUGCGCCAAUGCCAGGCAACAGGGUUGCCCAGAUAAUGAAAUUCGGUUUUCCCAGUAUGAGCAACCUUCGUUCGUAUGGCAAUUAUGUUUUAUCCUACGAUCAGAGAACACGAUGUCCAAAUUGGGUAUUUGAACAUUUGACACCCGAGAGUCUGAAGGAGAAAAACGCCGAUAGAAAAUCAUGUAACUUUGAGGAAGAUCCUUCAAUCCAUGCUUACUUUAGGGCGACAGAUCGAGAUUUCUCUGGGAGUGGUUACGAUAGAGGACACAUGGCGGCAGCUGCGAAUAAUCUACAAUCAUGGAAAAAUCUUCAAGAAACAUUUUAUUACAGCAAUGUAGCACCACAGGUUGGUGAAGGAUUUAACCGAGGUAUUUGGAAUAAAUUAGAAAAAUAUGUUCGUUCAGUUGCCAGGAAAAGCAAGAAUGUCUAUGUCUGUACUGGACCUCUUUAUUUACCAAGAGCGGCACCUGAUGGAAAAGUUUACAUCAAAUAUGAAGUGAUCGGUAAAAACCACGUGGCGGUACCAACCCAUUUCUUCAAAGUAGUGUUGAUUGAGAACAAUGAAGGGGAAUAUGAACUAUUGUCUUUCAUGCUUCCCAAUGAGGCUCAAACUGAUGAUAAGUUACUAAAGUAUUUCACUAUAGACAUUGAGAAAAUUGAACGGGCUGCCGGCCUCCUAUUCUUUGACAAAUUACCGAAAAGUCAACUCAAAUACAUCAACAAACAGGAAAACAAAAUCAGGAAAUGGUCAUAGGGAUUCUUGAAAGCAAGCAAUGUUUUGUAUUCACACCUUGCACCUGCUUGUUAUAUCUGAUGUAGUAUUUUUUCAUAUUUUGAUAAUCAAUUAUAUAUGUACUAAAUAUAUAUAUAUACAUAUCAUCACUAUCAUUAUCAUGCAAGCAUGGAAGAUGAGUUUCUGUGCUGGUAUGGAUUGG